Molecule: messenger RNA, 3629 nt
Organism: Micropterus salmoides (largemouth bass)
Lineage: Eukaryota; Metazoa; Chordata; Actinopteri; Centrarchiformes; Centrarchidae
Gene: casp7
Product: caspase 7, apoptosis-related cysteine peptidase
Exons: 7
Coding region: 218-1159 (313 amino acids)
Biological process (GO): proteolysis; apoptotic process
Cellular component (GO): cytoplasm
Source: RefSeq, a predicted model, not a curated record
UUUUUUUGCUAUAGGGUUAUGCUAAUCAGACACUCAGCUAACAAGUAGUUAUGAAUUAAUAACUUAACGCGUUAAAAUGGUGAUUAAGCUUUUAAAUCAGAGCUAAGCUAGCUAUGUGUUAUACUACUUUUAACUUGUUUGAACAAACGCCUGAGCCGUGUUGACGUUAGCAGUCAUUGGGAAUAAGGAAAUGAAACGAAGCUGCACUUGAAAGAAUAUGUCUGGAGAAACUGGUGAGCCAACUGAACUUGGAGGUGAAGUCGAGGAUGGGAUGCUGACUGAAGACCAGACAGAUGCCAAACCUGACCGCAGAGGGAGAUUUCUUCUGUUUGGGAGUAAGAAGAAUAAGGAUGGCCAGACGCGGGAGCAGGACUACUCUUCUGAAAGCCAUUACAGAAUUGUUUCACCAACAUUCCAGUAUAAGAUGAGCCACCAGCGAGUGGGGAAGUGUAUCAUCAUCAAUAACAAAAACUUUGAUGAAAAGACAGGGAUGAAUGUACGAAACGGCACAGACCGAGACGCAGGUGAGCUGUUCAAAUGCUUCAAGAGCCUUGGCUUCGAUGUCUGCAUCUAUAAUGAUCAGACAUGUGAGAAGAUGGAGCGUCUUCUCAAAGAUGCCUCGGAGGAAGACCAUAGUGACAGCUCGUGUUUCGCCUGUAUCCUGCUAAGCCAUGGUGAAGAGGGAAUGAUCUACGGAACAGACGGAGCCAUGCCCAUCAAGACCAUGACCUCAUUGUUCAGGGGCGACAUGUGCAAAAGCUUAGUUGGAAAACCAAAACUCUUCUUCAUCCAGGCUUGCCGGGGUUCUGAAUUUGAUGAUGGUAUACAGACAGAUUCGGGUCCGCCAAACGAUACCUUGGAAACCGAUGCUAAUCCAAGGCAUAAGAUCCCUGUAGAGGCAGAUUUCCUGUUUGCCUACUCUACCGUGCCAGGGUAUUACUCCUGGAGGAACCCUGGCCGAGGCUCCUGGUUUGUCCAGGCGCUCUGCAACGUCCUCAGUGAGUUUGGCAAGCAGUUGGAGAUAAUGCAGAUCCUGACACGGGUCAACUACAUGGUGGCCACCAGCUUUGAGUCCUGGUCUGAAGACCCACGCUUCAGCGAGAAGAAGCAGAUUCCCUGUGUGGUCUCUAUGCUGACGAAAGAACUGUAUUUCAACUGAACGCCAGCCUAACUGACCGAACUGUACGACUCCACUGACUGGCUGCCUGACUGACUGACUGACUGACUGACUGACUGACUUGACUGACUGUUUCAGGCACCGACUAAGCGUUCAAGGUAUUCAGGGAUGAUUCAGGCCCAGCAGGACACUGCACAUUUGGAGCAUAUGUGACAUUUUGCAUGUUUAGUUGGGCCCGAAAACAAGCACUCCGUGAGGAAAACAAAUUAUUUACAGUGGCACUCCUCGUUCAUGUGGUGAAACUUUUUCCUCUUCUUCAGGUUAUUCUUCGGAAUAAUGGCGUCACAUUUUAAUCUGAUCUUUUUUUUUUUUUACAGGCAUUGUUAAAUAUAUCAAUGUUAUUCUACCAGCCCGGAAAAUUUGCUGCCAGUUUUUGUGGGUUUGGGGAAUCCUAUCUGAAUAUGUGUCUCUCCACUUUCCAGCAUUUGCAGUAGAGGUUGAAAGGAACUGUAUGAAUGGACUUGAAAUUGGUUCUGACUAACUGAAAUAAUUGACAUUUGGUGUUCUGAGAGAAGUCUCUCCAGAAAGAGAUCAUAAAUCUGUCCAAUGCAGUCCAGUUUAUCAAUCUCGUCCUUUUGAGCUAUCGAAUUGGGUUUGCAAAAACAGCCUUAUAUGAGGGCACUAGUCAGUCUACAGAGAUUCCCACCAGAAAAAUGAAUAGAGUGAUUACAAAACCUUUGAUUGCCAUAGGAGAGAUGAGGGAGGUGCCUUGAUUUACAAACCCAGGCCAAUGCGUUGUUGGGAGGAUGGGGGCAUCUGGAAAAUGGAUCAGAUAAUUUACAGUUAUCUAUGUUUUAACGUUUUCAGCUGUCAGUUGUCAAAAGAAAGAGACAAAAGAAAAAAGAUGACACAAGGCAGAAACAUGUGACGAUGUUUUUUGCCAAAGGCUCAAUGUCUCAGCCUUCCUAGUCAGUUUCAGUUAGUAGCAGCAUGCUGACAUCCUCAGGUUCUUUAAUGUCCCAUGAAGUGGGUAAAUGUAAUGUUAAAGAAUGUCAUAUACGUAUGGCUAGGAAGGUGUGAUCUUUUGCUGUGUAGGGAUUAGUUCUAUGAGAUUUUGGGUCAAGUGCGUAGUAAAUAGUCCACUCCCAUAAAAGCAAGGGUUAUUUGCAAUUUGCCGGUUUUCUCAGCGUGAUGUUGACUUCACUUGCUUGUUGUUCAACCCUGAGCAAGUGAAGUUCAUGUAUUUGCACAUGAUCAAAAUUACGCACUUGUCUUAUUAGUCAGGGUCUAAUAAAUCAGUUUAUGAAUUUCCCUUUCUUAAUCUUUAAAGUUAGACAUUCCUCUUUAAUAUCUUUACUAGAUAAUAGGAUUCACGCUGAUGGAUUUUUUCACCAGAAAGGGAACUUAAGAAUGUUGAAAACUGUGUCAUAAAUUUGGGAAGUAUUAUAGUGUAGAGCUGGACUAGGGCCCAAAGCACAAAUGCCGCAUCAUUUCACUGUAUAUUAGUGUUGUACAUUGUCAUAACAUACACUACACUCUAGUAAGAGGUACCCAGCAAGGUCUUCCUAUUUAUAUUUUUAAAUUAAUCUUUUAUUUAGAAAGAUUUAAAAACCCAAAUCAUAGUGAAAGACACAAACGAUUAAUUGCUUUUAUAUAUAAUGUUUAAUAAUUUCAAAUUAUAACUAUAUUCUUUUAAACAACAUUGCACAAUUUAGUAAAUUAAUAAUUGUCAUUGAGAUAUAUAAUAAAAUCUAAAAUAUUUAUUUUGAAUAAAAUAGACAUUUGCUGAUGGUCAUUACAACUUACACAAAGUUUGUUCCUGCAGAUACACUGUGUUAUCGUCUCAAAGUCUGUCAAUCACAGAGGCAGCUAUUACUGGUGGUGACAAGUCUGAACAUACACAAUCCACAUGUCCGCAACACACACUCUCACUGUUGCUGCAAUGUUUUUACUUUAUUGACAUGAUUGCAUGUGUCAGUAACUAAGGGGAAAGGUUCAGCAAUAUCUUUAAUUUGUCGUUAUAUUUUCUCCUUUUCACUCCUUGUAUUUUUUUUAUCAACUGUUUUUUUGAUAGCACUUCUUUAUAUAUAUAUUUGCCAGAAGUGUGAUAUACUGGUUUAAGUUAGAGACAUGUUACAUUCUACACCCAGUGCACUUGUCCAAUACAGCUCAACUCUCAAUCCUCUCGACACAUGGAUCUCUGAUUAGUGAUGUGGUGCCCAACCUGUGCUGAAAGGAGUGUUUGCUCCACUUGUUUUGGAUUGGAAUUGAAGGAGGGAAAAAUUCAUUUUUAAGGGUAACAUUUUAAAUGCUUUCCAGUGUUAAAUGCUGUUGUCCUCAGGAAUAUAUUUGAAAAGACUUGGAAAAAUGAAUGAAUGAAUUUCAUUGAAAGUAUAAUUGGCCCAAUUUUUUUUAUUUCAUUUGGGGCAAUACCUUGUUUAAAUAACUUCAAAACAGAGGAAUGCUUAUGUAAACAUUUUAUUGUAUUAAAUAUGAAUAAUUCAUUGUGUAA